Humulus lupulus (European hop) is the source of this 1853-nucleotide messenger RNA. RefSeq names its product mitotic spindle checkpoint protein BUBR1. Lineage: Eukaryota; Viridiplantae; Streptophyta; Magnoliopsida; Rosales; Cannabaceae. The transcript is spliced from 12 exons. Gene Ontology annotation, molecular function: protein kinase activity. Gene Ontology annotation, biological process: meiotic sister chromatid cohesion, centromeric; mitotic spindle assembly checkpoint signaling. Bases 465 to 1616 code for a protein of 383 amino acids. The record is from RefSeq and is a predicted model, not a curated record.
CUUUACCAUCAGUACUAUCAUAUUAUAUUAUUAAAUUCUACGCUGACUCUCUAGCUUAACCAUAGUUAGUACUAUCUAACCACGGUUAGAGGUUGAUCAUUAUCCAUACCAACCACCAACCCAAUCAGUCGCUCUUCUUUUUAACUUUAUUAAUUAUUUAUAGUUAUUAUACGCUCCAAUCCAAAAGCCCACGAUUAAUCUGGGUGGGCUUAGUAGGCCCGGACCGGACCAGCCCGGCCCGGCCCAAAUUCUUGAUUUUUUUCAAAUUCAAAGAUUCCACCGCCCAUAUAUAGAAGUGCGAGUAGUAGUAGAGUAACGGUAAACUCAGAUUCCAAGCCUUCCCUUCUCUUCGUUUCUCCCUCCAGCUGCGUUUCACGGUCUUCUCUCUCGGCGACGGCAGCCCAUAGUCCGGCGACUCCGGCUGGUCUUCCUUCCACCUGUGCAAAAAGCAAAGCAAAGCUCUAAUGGAGAAUUGUGAGGUGGAGAAGUUGGACCCAGAGACGGAGUUCCUUCUCUCAAAGCAAGAGACUGGGAAUGAGUGGGAGCUCUUUAAGGAGAAUGUAAGGCCUUUGAAGAGAGGUCGAAACGUUGCUAUCUUGAACGAGGCUCUCAAGUCCCAGACCAGCAAUUUUCUCAAGAACUCCCUUCUUCACCAACGAAGGAAAUUGAUUGAGGCAAUUGAUGACUAUGCUGGAGAUGACCCUCUCCAUCCAUGGCUCCAGUGCAUUAAGUGGGUUCAGGAAGCAUUCCCUUCUGGUGGAGACAGUUCUGGACUGGUUGUGAUAUAUGAACAAUGUGUGCGCACCUUUUGGCAUUCAGACCGCUACAAGGAUGACCUCCGCUAUCUGAAAGUGUGGAUGGAAUACGCACAAAAUUGCAGUGAUGCUGAAAUCAUAUACAGUUUUCUUGACACAAAUGAAAUUGGGAAGACACAUGCUGCGUACUACAUAUCAUAUGCUUUUCAUAUGGAAUCCAAGAACAAAAUGAAAAUGGCCAAUGAUAUAUUUAAUCUUGGCAUAUCUAGGAAUGCCCAACCAAUAGAAACACUGAAGGAUGCAUAUAGGGAAUUUCUUAUGCGCUCAAUGAGAAGACCAAAAGCUAAUGAUGACACUGUGGAAAAAAACUUACCACUCCGAAGCUUUGGAACUGUCCUCUCUAGAGGAGAAAACAGAAUGAGGACCACAGAUAUUUCGAGUAAAAAAUUGAAGCAAGAUAGGGGUCAUUCGUCUCUUGUUAGCAUAUACAAAGAUCCAAGUGUUGUUGAUACCACUUUCCAUCACCCGCCUGAUAUAUCAAAGACCGACACAGCUUCUUGGCAGACUCUUGGAUCUCGAGCAGAGAGAAACAAAGAGAAUAAUGCCAAGCCAAGCAAGUGGAAAGCAUACAAGGUUCCUCAAAAGCCGGGAACCAUAGCUGGAGGAGGGUCAAGUGGCUGCAUUGAGGUUUUUGUAGAUGAAGAAUGUGAAAAAGAGAUGCCAAAAAACGAUGUUGAGAGUAGCAGCAGGUCUUUGAAUUUUCAACUUAGACAGGGAAAUGACCAAAACCUUAAAACGGAAACAGAACUGUUGAGGGAGAAUCCAUUGCGUAAUUUCCCUUCAAACAGCCUUCCGAGAUAAAAAUAGAAGAAGUUGUAUUUGAUGAUGAGAUGAGCUUUUCUCUCUAAAGCCAGCCAGCCCAGCCCCCCUUUGAGUCUGAGACCACUCUACUUGUACUUGUUUUCUUCGGAAAACUCUCAUUUCUGGAUAUGCUAUCACUUUUUAUAUAAUUAAUAUGUGGCUUGUUUUAUUGGCUUGCUUUAUUAACUCCUAUAUAUGUAAUGAGUUUAUCAUAAGCAAAAUAGUGUUAUUAUUAUU